This is a messenger RNA of Tyto alba (common barn owl), 2167 nucleotides long. It is a transcript of the gene LRRC55, whose product is annotated as leucine rich repeat containing 55. The transcript is spliced from 4 exons. NCBI's taxonomy places the organism in Eukaryota, Metazoa, Chordata, Aves, Strigiformes, Tytonidae. Gene Ontology annotation, cellular component: voltage-gated potassium channel complex. Gene Ontology annotation, molecular function: transmembrane transporter binding; potassium channel activator activity; voltage-gated potassium channel activity. The record is from RefSeq and is a predicted model, not a curated record. The coding region runs from base 455 to 1303 and encodes 282 amino acids.
GGGAGGACGAGGAGGAGGAGGGGAGGAAGGAGGUGGGGAAAGACCUGCUCCCAUUGCCAGGCUCGGCAGCAGCCUUGGCCGUGUCUGUGGGAGCCGCUCGCCCAACUUGUCGGCCUCGAGGGCGAGGGAGGCCACCUGGGGACCCCCCCUCACCGCCCAGGCCCCGUGGCUGUGGGGAGCCCAGCCCCGCUCACCCCUGGCCUGCGCAGCUGACACCGUCCCAACGCCCCGGGGCUCGCCGUGCCCCUGGCAAGGGGGUGUGGGUUCAGCGUGCCCCCCCCCGCCCCGGAUCCCGCCGGGAUGCCCGGAGCAUCGCUCCGCUAGCUCGACGCCAGGCCCCUCUCCCCGCCGCCGCUGCCGGCGGCCCUUUCCCCGCGGCGGGAUGGCCCCCGCCGCCCCGUGAGGGUCCCGGCUUCCCCUCCGGCGGGGGGGGGCUCGCCGCCGCCACCCCGCCAUGCUGCUGGGCCCCUGGCUGGUGGCGGCGGCGGCGGCGGUGUCGGUGUCGGUGUCGGCGGGCUGCCCGGUGCUGUGCACGUGCCGCGGGCAGGCGGUGGACUGCAGCGGGCAGCGGCUCUUCUCGGUGCCCCCCGAGCUGCCGCUGGACACCGGCAACCUCAGCCUGGCGCACAACCGCAUCGCCAGCAUCCCGCCGGGCUACCUGGCCUGCUACGGCCAGCUGCGGGCUCUCGACCUGCGCAACAACUCGCUGGCCGCGCUGCCGGCCGGGCUCUUCCUGGGCGCCCGGCGCUUGGCUCACCUCGACCUCAGCUACAACAACUUCAGCGCGGUGGGGGCCGACAUGUUCCUGGAGGCCAGCGGGCUGCUGCGCCUCGACCUCAGCCACAACCCCGGGCUGCGGCGGGUGCACCCCCAAGCUUUCCGGGGGUUGGCACAGCUGCGGGAGCUGGACCUCAGCUACGGGGGGCUGUCGGCCAUCAGCCUGGACGCGCUGGAGGGGUUGCCGGGGCUGGUGGGGCUGCGCCUGGGCGGCAACCCCUGGGUGUGCGGCUGCGCCAUGGAGCCCUUCCUCAAGUGGCUGCGGGGACGCAUCCAGCGCUGCGCCUCGGAUUCGCAGCUGGCCGAGUGCCGGGCCCCCCCCGAGGUGGCGGGGGCCCCCCUGCUCUCGCUGACGGAGGAGAGUUUCCAGGCCUGCCACCUCACCCUGACGCUGGACGACUAUCUCUUCAUCGCCUUCGUCGGCUUCGUCGUCUCCAUCGCCUCGGUGGCCACCAACUUCCUGCUGGGCAUCACCGCCAACUGCUGCCACCGCUGGAGCAAGGCCAGCGAGGACGAGGACGUUUAGGAUUGUUCCCCGCCGCACCGUGAGCUUGGACCCCCCCGCCCCCCAUUCCUGCUACCCAGGCGGCGGUUCGGGGUCCCAUGGGGGUCCCACGGGAACCUCCACAGCACCGGUCAGUGGGGGCCGCAGCCAGGGAGCACCCCCCCCCCGCUUGGCAGAGACACCCCAAAAGCAGUGUGCGCUUUGGGGGACACCGGCCACCCUCCCUGCGGGAAAACCGAGGAAAUCCCUGCUUUCAGCCCAAAAGCAGCACCGGUGCAGCCCCGCUGAAUCCUGCCCACACUCCCCGAAAAACUGGAGGAUGGGGGUGGGGGGGUCAAGCCUGGGACCCUGUGCCAGCACCCAGCUCGGCACCAUCGCUCCCGUGGGAGGGACCCGGGGGACGCCUGCGCCUUGCUGGUGACACCGGGCCGUGCCAGGACGGCACCGGGGCGAGCUGCGGGCGUCCCCCGGGGGUCUCGCGCAGGUUUGGGGCCAAACCGGGCCCGGCGGCUGCAGGACCCCGUCGCCUCGUCCCUGCUCGCCGGCGUGGAAAGGUUGGGAGGCCAAAGGAACGCCAAAAAAAAAAAAAAAAAAAGGACAAAAUCAAAAAAAAAAAAAAAUCAAAAAAAAAAAAAAAAUCAAAAAAAAAAAAAAAUCAAGCCAACGACCCCUCUGUCCAGCCGGGGUGGCCGCCAUCCCCGUGCGCGUUUCACACCGUCUCCGCGGCCAGCGUGUGUCAGGCACGGGAGUGGGGCUGAGGGGGGCUCAGCACCCCCCAAGAAGGGCCUGCCCGUGAGUUGUUUCGUUUUCUUGCCGCGUUUCCCCCCCCCCCGCGUGGAGGCAGAGUGUAAAUGUGGGUGCAGUUUAAAACCAAACCAACCAAAA